CCGGAAGCUGUGACGUUGUUGUUUGUUGCCGUAUGCUACAAAACAGUAAUUUGAUCAUUCGGGAAUUUAAGUGGCGUAUACUGUAAAUUACAUCGCUGGACAAGAUGGACUUUGAGUUUGAGGAAGAGCUGAGGAGUGCUGAUGAGCUUCUUGAAAGCUUAAGAGCUCGAGAGGAGACACUGGUUCAACCAAAUGUGCUGCCUCUGCCUUCAGCCCCAACUGUUGAGUGGAGAGAAAGAGACAGCCAGGGGGACAUCAUUUACAAAUGUCCUAGAGCCAAAAGGGCAACUGUAAAAAGAAUAAGAGGUGACCACAACAAAAACUCUGCUGGUCCACUUGUUACAGAAAAUGACUUGAGUGUUGGCCAUGCAGAAGUCUCUGAAACAGCUGAUGCUAAUUUUGAAGAGCUGAGGAGACUUUUGGACACUCAGGAAGGUGAUGCUGAUGAUGUUACUCCCAUUCAAGAUAAUGUCCCUCGGUCUGCAUCCAAUGACUGGACCAUUAGAUCUGCAAUAAGGGAAGAGAGAUGGAAAGAAGCUAGAGCUUUUCUUGUGGAGAACAUUUUGAGAGGAGAGGAUGCAAGUUCCUCAAUCUGCCAACAUUGCAGGUCUAAUGCAGCUGUUGUACGCUGUAGGGACUGCCUUCCUUACCCUUUUCUUUGUGGAGACUGUGACGAGCAAAGGCAUGGCAGUUUCUUUGUACUACACAAUAGGGAUUCCCUGGUCUCAGGCUUUCUACAGCCUUUACCUCCUUCCACAGGAUUCAUGCAGGCAGCUGUUCAAAUUUCUAUUAAACAGCUUGUUCGACUGCUGCCUGUAGAAAUACCAGCCCAUAUUUGUGGUUGCAGUGACGGAGCAGUCCUUGUUUCUUCAGGAAGGCCCAUUACCCUCAUUACUAUGAAUGGUCGAUAUAACCUUAGCAUGCCUCACUUGUCCUGUGCUGUGUGUGAAUAUUCACGUGAGCCAUCCUUGACAGAACUUCAGAGGAGUCUCUACUGGCCCGGCAACAUUCCUGCAAGUGUGUUAUUUACCACAGAUGUGCUCGUCUCAUUUCAUGAGAUGAAAAUUGCAUCACCAGGGAUAUCUUUUCAAGCCUUCGUUAAAAUGCUUGAUGAGAAAACGAUAUUCUUUGGUCGAAGUGGAAAAAUAUCAGCCAAUGUAUUUAGCUGCAGUUUCAAUGAAUGGGUUGCAGCAAGAUAUGAAGUGGAAAAGUUGUGCCAGGAGGAUUUUUUCACUUGUCCAGCAUGCACUCCAGACAUGCUUGCCAUUUCUGUUGAUGGUAAUCGCAAACACUAUCGUUUUAAAAACACAGCAAGCACAGACAAAAGGGGAUUAUUUGGCAAUCUUUUCUUACAGAGUGAUGUGGAGGUGUCUGACUUUGUGGACUACAUUCACAAAAACAAUAAUCAUGUUUCAGGGAGAGGAUUGUGUGGAGCAUCACAAUGGUCAGCAGCAAAGGAAUCCUCCAAAAAAUCAAGCAGCAAAUUGGAUGAGGAGGGAUUGGAAAUUGCUGUCUGUCGCCAUGGGAUACUCCUUAUGGCCCUAAAUAUGUUUCGAGGAGAAAUUUUUGCAUAUCCCCUUUUUCUACAGAAAAAACUUGCUGAAAGGUCUCAAGGGACCAUCAAAUUCUUCUGUUCGGAUGUGGCCUGCAAGUUUUUUCCAUACUUACAUAGAGUAUCUAAGAACUGUCUUGAGCUACAGCCUUUACUGGAUAUGCGUCCUUUUCUGUCAGUAAUGCAUGCCAAAGCACACGCUUGGAAAUGUGAGGUCAAGUAUGGUGGUGCCUAUCAAGAAGGAGCUGGGUCAACAAUUGGUGAAGAGGUGGAGCAGGUGAAUAGUUUUCUAUCUAGGCUUGCUAUUACCACCAAGUACAUGUCAAAAUCAGGCCGUGGGGACAUGAUUACAAUGCAAGCCAUGUCCUGGAAUAAGAGAAAGCUUCUUAAUUUGGGACAGGCUUUAGUUGCUAGAUUUUUAAAGACUCAGAAAGCUUUGCAAGAGCAACAACGCAUCUUGGAGGCACUGAAGACAGAGCUAGCACUGUAUGAUGAUUGUGUAGUUGAGCAGUGGAUUUCAGAUGUACAGCAAUGGGCAGAAGAAAGUGACCAUUAUGGAAGUGGUGAUCUGAAAAAGUUACAAGAGGAAAUAGAGGGGCUGACGGUGAGCAUCAAAAGGCGAACACAACGUCUGUACAGUCAAACAGACAGCAACAAGCGGCGCCACUCUUUGCGUCUUCGAAGGAAUGAGGAAAAGAAGAAGCUGGCUGCUGCAGUGGAGGAAUACAAUAGCAUAGCGGAUUCUUCCCAGCAGCUUGGUCCAGUUGAAGACUUCUUCAUAGCUGAGACUGUUGCCUGGCCUUGGCAAAUCCCCAGCAAUACUGAAUCCGUUCCUUUUCCUACCAAGAGGAAGGUGUUUGAUAGAGUGAUGGCAAUGAGACGCCUUCAGGAAGAGAAAAGUCUUCUUUGUAAGGAGAUGCAACAGCACUGGAUGGUCCUGACACACAAGACAUCCAAGCUUGAAGCAUUGAUUAAUGAAAUAAGUUCUAAAUCUGUUUUUUCUACCCUGUCCGACUCUGCAUGCAAGGGGCUCCUGUGCAUUGUUCGAAAGAAACAACAUGAACUGAAACAUUUAAUGCAUUUGGUAAGGGUGGGAUAUAUGAAAAUUUUCAGUGAAGAUGAUAUGGUGCCUGAAGAAUCUGAGCUUGAACAUGAUGAGGAAGCACAAGAGGAGCUCUCAGAAAGCAACAGCAGCUCAGAUGAUGAGUAAAAUGUGAGUUUAAAGUGAUAGUUCAUCCAAAAAUCAUUUACUCACUCUCAUGUUGUAAACCUGUAUGAGUUGCUUUAUUCUGUUGAACACAAAAGAAGAUAUUUUGAUAAAAGAUGGUAAGCACACAGCUGAUUGUAACAGUGGACUUCCAUAGUAGGAAAAACAAAUAAUAUCUUCAUCACAAUAUUUCCAUAAUUUGAUAAAUGAUGGAUAGCACACAGUUGAUGGUACCCAUUGAAUUCCAUCUUAUUUGUUUUUCCUACUAUGGAAGUCAAUAGUUACAAUCAGCUGUGUGCUUACCAUCAUUUAUCAAAAUAUCUUCUUUUGUGUUUAUUAGAAUAAAUGAAUUCAUGCAAAAUUAAGAAAAACAAGAAUAUGAUGACGACAAUUUUCAUUUUUGGGUGAACUAUCCCUUUAAGGCACAUUUCACUUUUUUCUUUUUUUUGUGAACAAGACUUUGUUGAAACUUAAAUGUAAUUUGAUUAUUUGGUCGCUUCAAGCCCAAGAUUAAGUUUCUGACUUUGAUUGCUUAUGAUAUUACAGUUUUAUUGUGUACUUAGUAUAAUCAAUUAAUUUGAGAUUAUUGAGAUGUAACAAAGUAAUGUAUAUAAAGAGAAUUUUGUCUGAGCAUUUUGUUUCAGCAGAAGUAAUGUUUUUAACCUUGUUGGGAACUUCGUUAUACACUAAGUAUUUGUUUAUCCCCUGUAUGUGUACAUUUGUGCACAUUUAAAGCCCGAUAUGAUGAUAAGUGUCUAAUAUUUACAUGUAUUCUCUUCAUAUGGUGUUGUAAAGUCUGAAAAUAAA
This is a messenger RNA of Paramisgurnus dabryanus, 3566 nucleotides long. RefSeq lists its product as uncharacterized. NCBI's taxonomy places the organism in Eukaryota, Metazoa, Chordata, Actinopteri, Cypriniformes, Cobitidae. The record is from RefSeq and is a predicted model, not a curated record.